CGCCGCCGCUGCCGCUGCCGCGGCCGCCUCUACUGGUGGUGGUUUCAGGAAGCGGAAGCAGGAAUGUCGGAGUGUUUUUAAGAAAAGUUUGGGGCAAGUUUGACAGUUCUGGAGCGGAGAGACACACUGCGGUGCAGCCAUGACGGCGUUUUACAUGAUGCCCGUCCUGAUGUAGAGUCGUUGGCCGUCUCUGACGGACUGACCCCAACCACACGCACACGGGUCGAACCAGACAGUGGAGCGCUGACGAUGAACAUAACUGCUGCUACAGGUCGCAGAGGGCAGCCAGAAUGCUUAGCGUCCAUGAAGCGCCGGGCCUGGGCCAAGAGCAGAGACUCCCUGUGGCAGGAGUCCGAGCAGGAGCACUGUGACCCUGAGGACCCCCAGCAGAGCGCAGCAGACGAGGACGCUCAGGCCGCUUCAGACGAACCAGGGCGAGUUCCCAACAAGAUCACCAGCUGGCUGAUUGAAUGCAGGACUCCACUUGGAGCCUCUCUAGACGAUCAAAGUGCUCCUCCCAGCAGAGGGGCACAGAGGAACGGCUGCAGCUUUGAAGAUGACCUUUCACUUGGAGCUGAAGCCAACCAUCUUCAUAACACUAACAACAAGACUGAAUCCUGUUUUGGUCUUGUGGCGGAACAGAAGAGGAGUCAGUUUAAGGAGCGAGGAAGAAGUAUGAACUCUACCGGAUCUGGGAAGAGCAGCACCGUGUCCAGCGUUUCAGAGGUGGCGGCGCGGUCACACGAGCAUCCAGGCCAGAUCCUCCUGACUCCGUGUGUGUCAGAGCUGCUGGAUCUUUACGAGGAGGACCCUGAGGAAAUCCUGUUAAACCUUGGCUUCGGCCGGGAGGAACCUGACUUGGCCUCGAAGGUCCCCUCCAGGUUCUUCAACGGCUCCUCCUCAGCGCGAGGCAUCGACAUAAAGGUCUACCUGGGGGCUCAGAUGCAGCGAAUGGAGGUGGAGAACCCUAACUACGCUCUGACCAGUCGGUUCCGUCAGAUCGAGGUCUUGACCACGGUAGCUAAUGAGUUCUUCAACCUCUACAGUCAGGUCUCUGGCCAGCCCCGGCAGCAGAUUAGCACCAGGGACCAAGACGGUAAGGAAGACGAGGAAGCAGCUGCAGAGUCUUCUCCUCCUCUGAAGAGGAACAACUCUGCGCGUAACAUGGCCAAGCUCCUCUUGAGGAAGAUCAGCAAAAACAACCUGACGGCAGCCUCUGUCUCAUCCGAGUCACCUGACGCGCACGUAGCUAAACAGCACAGUGGACACGGCCCAGAACCAGCACAGACCGACGCGUGCACCGGCCAAGAGCAGGAGAGCAGCGAGGACCCCGACCACCAGGCGGAGACGACCGGUCCCAAACACAGCCGCCGGAAGGACGGCCGCUCCUUGGCAACAGUUACCGAGGAAACCAACGGGGACGGGGAGGCAGAUCGGCCGACGGGCGACAGCCCUGAACAGAGUAGCGCUAGACAAACACCAUCCGGCCAACAAUCAACGAAUCAGACUGACGUGGAGAGGAACCAGGUGUUGAAAGACGUCACCCCGGCCGUGGAGAAACCUCCUCCCGCCCUGGCGCCGCCUCAGCUGGCCCAGCUGCGCAAUGAAAACGCUGACUCUUUCGAUAUCGAGGAGAUUCAGAGCAACGAUGACGAGGUGCCGCCAACCGGAACAUCCAGAGCCAGCGACCUGUCGCGGACGGUCAGCCAGCAGUCGGACAGCAGUGGGUUUGCUGAAGAAACGUCUGCCGACUCCAGCAGCAACCUGAAGGUGCAGGUGAGUAGCGACAGCUGUGACAGCGAGACCACUGUGACAUCACACCCGUCACAGGAUGUGACCACCCCCGUUCCCAUGGACCAGCCGGUGUUUGACUUGCCGGACGCUGCUGUGGCUGAUUUGAAGAGUGGUUCCACGCAGGACACCGGGCAUGAUGGGAAGAGUGGUUCCACGCAGGACAACGGGCAUGAUGGGAAGAGUGGUUCCACGCAGGACAACGGGCAUGAUGGGAGUUCAGAGGAGGUUCCACAGUACACCGCCCACCAGCUCCCAAAGAGACCAGGGGAAGCAGAGCAACCCCUGCUGGAGAGUGAAGACAGGACUGUUCCUCCACCUGAACCAGAACCUAGUGUAUCUGCUUCAGAACAAAAGCUACAGCGUGAUCAGAACCAGAGCGAAUCUGCACCACCCACAGAAGAAGUGGGGGCUGAUGCGGAGGCCCCAGAGCCCAUCUUGAACGGCUCUGGUUCACUUUGUCCUACUCCCUCUCCUUCUCCGGUCCUGGAUGCUCUGAAUCGAGCCAAAGAGCUCCAGAUGAUCAGGGCGGGGCACGCGGGCAGCCCGCAGCCUGACGAGGCGCUCAAGAACCCGGAGCGAGGGCGAGGGCGGCGACGCGCCCCCAUGCGGAGGUCCUCCUCCCUGCCCACAUCGCUCCUCUCCCCCUCCAGGGUCGUGUCCUCGGUCAGGAUCCAGCUGGGGCGAGGCCAAGCGUCCUGCACCAUGCCCAGGUACUCCUUUAAAUACACCCAGGAGACCGAAGGGGGAAGCGAAGAGGAGGCGAAGGACGAGAAGGAGGAGCAGGAGGGGGAUGGGGAGGGUGAAACGAACUGUCAGUCGACUCUAUUCAUAAACCCCGCCUCCUCGUCUGUGUUCAGACAGAAUCCACCGAGGCUGCACACAGAGGCUCCUGCCCCCCCUAAACCCAUCCCACGCUACCUUUUGGACUCGCAGAGCUCCACUCUUCCUCCGGACUUGACGCCCGGCGGCCGGGGCCACUGGAGCACCCAGAGCGUUCCUGAUCUCUCGUCCAACCAGCGUCAGCCUGGAGACUUCCAACAAAACAUCCCCUCCAGACAAAACCAGCAAAGCUGGAAUCCAGGCCAGGUGUCGUCCCCUCAUCCCAACCCUCAGCCUGCAGCUCAGUACGUCAGCCCCGAUCCUAGUCCAGGGUUUAACAGCAACCCGUACCCCUUCCCCACCCUGAAUCCUCCUCUGCAGUACCCCUCCCGUCUCCAACCCUACGGGAGUCUUCCUAACCUCCAUCAUCACCACAGCGCCUCCAGAAACCAUCAUUCCAGUCUCACCAGUCUCCUCCAGCCAGCAGCUCCCACCGUCCCCCAUCAUGGCAGCCCCACCACCCUGCAUCAGCCCCCAGGCCCCACCACUCCUCACUAUGUCAACUCAGCGAGCCCCCAUCCUGGAUCCCCCUUAAUUCACCACCAGGGCUACAGCUACCCAUACAGUCACCAGUUGCCCUAUCACGUCUCACCGUAUGCCCCUUCCUACCUUGGUUACCAUGGCUACAGCAUGUACCCACACCCUGCAUACCCACAGCCUGUCGCCCACUGUCCACCGCUGGUCCCCGAACAUGGCCUCCACCCGGCUCUGACCCCCCCUGCUCCGGGGUUCUUCCCAGGCCUCGGCCAGGCUCUCGGCCUCCAACCAGGACUCGCUCCACCUGCUCCUCCAGGUCCAGGAUCCAACCAGGGCCCGUCCAGUACUGAGAUGCAGUUGAGGAAGGUUUUGCAUGACAUCAGAGGGACAGUUCACAGUCUGAGCCAGAACCGAGCUGACACUCCCGACGGGUUCAGUGAGCGCAGAAGAUCUUCCAGCCAGCAGUGUUUGGUGGAGUUUCAGCAGAAGAGGCGAAGUCUCAAUUACUUCCGUAAUCAGAUGAUGGACUUGGAGCUGUCAAUCAUCCGACAGCAGGCUGUGGUCUACAAACACCUGAGCCCUGCUGACAGGCUGGAGGUGGAGCAGCUUCAUUCUCUGCGUUCGGCCGUUAGAGAGGAGCUACAGGAGCUGGAACAACAGCUGGAAGACCGACUGAUGGAGCUGACGCAUCACGGGGGUCUCCACAGGGACAACAGUGUUGACAGCCUGUCCACCGCGUCGGCCCUGAGAGCCAUGGAGCCGAUGUCCGAGCUCCUCAGGGAGCAGCUCUACCUCCAGUCGGAGCUCAGCUACGACGGCCAGGCUCUCUCCACCGGCGCUUCCUCUCGAUCGACCAGUCCAGUCAGAGGAGAUGGUGGAGAUGACGAGCAGAGGCGAAGCGUGUACCGGGCGUCAAUCAACAUAACCCCCACCCUCCCGCCUCGACCCAUCACUAACACUGUGGAGGAGGAGGACGAGGGCGAGAGGGACACAGGAGGAGGAGGAGGAGCAGGGGGAGGUGGUCGUAGAGAACUCCCAGAGGAGACGGGAGCUGCAGAAGGACUCGGUCUUCAGCAGCUCAUCAAGGAGAUUCGGCAGAGCGUGGCGCGGGAGGUCCGACAGGAGAUCUACAGCGAGCUGCUGGCUGCGGUGUCGCCGCGGCACUCGCCGCUGCCUGGCAGGCAGCAGCCGCUGUAGCCGCCCCCGGCAGAGCCCCCCCCCAACCCCAGCCUGAACAGUACCACUGUCUUUUUCCUAACACUGUAUCACCGAGUAACACUGUCUGUGUGGAACACUACGUGUCUGUAGCACUGUACGUCUUUAACACUGAUGAUCUGAACAACCGCGCGACGCUGCCAACGCCACGCGUUGCCCGGAAGCACGAGGUGGAACAUGGACCGCACACGUGCAGAGAGCACGUAUCCCAGCGUCCUGCUGGACGAACCAGUCUGAACACACCACCACCAGCGUCCUUUUCACCAUGAGCCAUGUCUUUGUCACAUCCACUUUCCUGUCAUGAACAAACUAUCACUACUAGUAGUAGUACUGUUAUACUACCACUAAUGCCAGUGGAGUUCUUCAUGUGGUCCCACAUAACACAACUACACUUCAGGCUUUGUCCCACAAAACAAACCUAUACUACAAUUGUGCCAAUCCACGCACAUGCCGUAAUUUAUGAUGCUGAGGUUCAAACUGAGCUGGUAUUAAAGUUACUCCAUUCCAUGCACAUUUCACCUUAAUCUAAAAGAUUUAAGAGACGUUUGAGGGGCCUUGAUGUUAAAGCUGACAUCUUCCCCUCUAGAGCAUCGGCGUCAUCAAUGCUUAAUCCACCAGCUACUUAAAACAUGGUUUAGUUCACAAUAACUGUCGACAUGUUAGAGUGAAAGCUAAAGGCUUUGGUUGGCCUUUAUUAGCUAAUGAGCAACAGCAUUGUUUGUGCUUAGCGAGACUAAAUGUGUGGUGACAACGUGCAGCACUUUACAGAGGCAGGUUUCGGAAUGUUGCCGUGGCAACAAUGUCAGCAACGCUUUAGCCAGAGGGAGGUGCUGCGAGGGGGUGGUGGUGCCCAUACCUUAGUUGCAUUAGCAUGUUAGCUUGGGCAACAAAAUCUAUGUGCAAUAAUAUGAACACACAAAUUAUGUUAUAUAAUAAUAUGAACACAAUAAAUCACUGCAAACAUUUCAGGUGUGGUUGCCAUUCUGCACUACUUCACCACACACUGUCUAACCCCAGUUAAUCCACUUUUUAGCUCGGAUGCAUUAAGCAACUUAUAAUUUACUGAUUAGCAUUUUGGAAUAUGUGUUUCCUUGAGCAUUAAAGCCUAUUCAUGUGGUCACUUGCAUGUUUCUGUAUAGACAUUUGUAGAAGGCUAUCAUUUUUGUAGCUGAGGUAAAACAAAACACCUGUAAAUCUCAAAACCUCUUUUUUUUUAUUCUGAAAACAGUUCCACAAAAGUUAAAAGCUUCACCUACUAAUGACUUGGAGCAUUCCAACUAGUGACAGUCAUUCAUCAAAUGUCACAAACAAGUGGAGCUUGCUAAUGUGUGUAUUUAGUCUCUUUUAUUACAUUCUCUACAUUGCUAUUAACUGGAGCUAUUAAUUGUAAAUUAUCUUUGUUAUUUUUUCAAAAUAUUAGUUUUUCUUUUUUAAUUUUUUAAAUUUGCUUAGAAACUUGGCUCUGCUGGAACAAACUCACUGUGAGCUCUGAGGCUAUUAAUAUAUUUUUGUUUUCUUUUUAUUUUUUACUGAGACGCUCUUUUACAUGCAUCUAAUUACACUUUACUGUCUUCUUGGUGUUCAUUAAUUUGUAUUGAUUCCUUUUAAUAUUGAUGUGCAUUUUAUACUGAUGUCUUGUCAGUGCAUUGCAGAGGAGGGAUCACUCUGUAGAGAGGAGAAUAAUAAAGAUGUAUUUAUUGUACA
Molecule: messenger RNA, 6069 nt
Organism: Betta splendens (Siamese fighting fish)
Lineage: Eukaryota; Metazoa; Chordata; Actinopteri; Anabantiformes; Osphronemidae
Gene: itprid2
Product: ITPR interacting domain containing 2
Exons: 23
Coding region: 250-4347 (1365 amino acids)
Molecular function (GO): signaling receptor binding
Source: RefSeq, a predicted model, not a curated record